AUGUUGGUCGGUAACAACGCGAAUGAAGGACCUGGCUUCACGCCUCAGAACAUCACCACGGAAGACAACCUCGUUGAAUGGUUGGAGCUCACCUUUCUACUCUUCACCAAUGAUGACAUUGCCCAAGUGUUGCUCUACUACCCCAGUUCGAACGCCUCGACGAAUCGGAAUGCAACCCUCUUCGCGACCGAGGGCGACGAGGGUUCUCACAGCGUUGAAUCAAAGCAGUGUGGGCACCGGCCAGCAACAAAGAGCAAAUGUAUGAUCACUAAGCUUGCGAAGAACAUAUAUGCGGAGACUACAUUUGUCUGUCCACCCUACUGGAUGGGCUCGGCCUACAACGACCAUGGCAGGUCAGGGUACAAGUACCAGUACUCUGUGCCUCCAGCUACUCAUGCGUUGGAUGUUGCGGCGUACUUUGGUCCCACUCCCGCGAACGUCGGCCCAGACAUGGCGUUCGCUUUCAAGAAGAUCUGGGGCAAUUUUAUUACCACGAACAACCCAAGGAUCUCCACUGAAAUCGCCAAUGGCGCGUCGUCGAACUCGACAUCCGCCAUCGAUGCAAGCGAUUGGGUCCCAUACUCGGCUUACGAGCCAUAUCAGUUGAAUUUGAACCAGCUAAGGUCUAUCCACUGUAAUAUGAGCUUGCAAGAUCCACAUGCCAACCUCGUCGAUCUGUUCAUUGACACAUCAUACCUCAACAAGACAGGAGGCACCCCCAUACCAUACAUGGUCUCCGUCGGCGUCAACUUGACAGUAAACGGAAACCCGGGGCUGCGGAACGACAUCUUGCUGGUCGACGCAUGGACAUGGGAAGCCGGGAGAGGAUAUCGCUGCGAGUUCUGGCGGAGCGUUGGGCCAAUAGUCCCGGAGUGGGAAGUGCCAUUUCUGGGGUUGAGUUUAGGUGUUCUGCCGAUGGAUAGACUGGCUGAUAUUAUGCGGUUUCCCAAAAACCAUAAUCAUCACCUUAGAGCCAAUGGGGGUUGCAAAAAGUAG
Exophiala aquamarina CBS 119918 is the source of this 996-nucleotide messenger RNA. RefSeq lists its product as uncharacterized. Lineage: Eukaryota; Fungi; Ascomycota; Eurotiomycetes; Chaetothyriales; Herpotrichiellaceae. The record is from RefSeq and is a predicted model, not a curated record. Bases 1 to 996 code for a protein of 331 amino acids. The transcript has 3 exons.